UAACAUUUGCCUAUUCACCACAACAGCGUCCUCUUCGGCUAUAAAAGAAGGUCAAUCAAGGGCAUAUUGAAGAACUUGGAUAUCUCUACCGGUCGGUGUGAAUCGUAAAUUGUGGAUGUCAUUGUUAUCAACGUUGACUGUAAAUUGUAAUAUUAAACUUUUAAAGUUAUAUAUCUAGGAUUAAAAUGUCUUCGCGGUUUUCUUGUGUCGAAGCAGCCCCACCUGUAGAAAUUUUCGCUUUGAGUAGAUCUUACAAAGAGGAUCAAUUUCCACAAAAAGUUGAUCUUGGUAUAGGAGCCUACAGAACUAAUGAGGGAAAGCCUUGGGUGUUACCAGUAGUAAGAAAAGUUGAACAGCAAAUUGCUACUGAUGUUACACUGAAUCAUGAAUACCUGUCGCAGCUGGGAUAUGAAGAAUUUUCCAAAUCUGCUACAAAAAUGCUUUUAGGAAAUGAUAGCCCAGCACUUACAGAAGGGCGUGGUUUUGGAGUACAGUGCUUGAGUGGAACAGGUUCAUUAAGAGUUGGAGCAGAGUUUCUAAUAAACUGUGCAAAAUUUAAGACGUACUACAUGUCUUCUCCAACAUGGCCCAAUCACAGACUUGUGUUUAAGAAUGCUGGUUUUCAAGAUGGCAAGUUAUACCGAUAUUGGGAUGCUUCAAACAGAAAAUUGGAUUUAGAUGGAAUGCUAGAAGACUUGAAGAAUGCCCCAGAAGAUUCAGUUAUCAUCUUGCAUGCUUGUGCUCACAAUCCAACAGGAAUAGAUCCAACAAAAGAUCAGUGGAAACAGAUUGCAGAUAUAAUGGAGCAAAGAAAGUUGUUCCCAUUUUUUGACUGUGCCUACCAGGGAUUUGCAUCUGGAAACCUAGAAAAUGAUAGUUGGGCUGUCCGUUACUUCGUUUCUCGUGGGUUUGAACUAUUGUGUGCUCAGUCAUUUGCAAAAAAUUUUGGCCUAUACAAUGAAAGGAUUGGUAAUUUGACAUUGGUAUUCAAAGAUUCUUCGCCAGUUGUGAAUGUCCGUGCUCAGAUCACUUUGUUGGUUCGAGGAAACUACUCUAACCCUCCGGUACAUGGAGCUCGAAUUGUUUCAAAGGUCCUAAAUGAUGCAACCCUCUAUGAAGAAUGGCAAGGUCACAUUAAAGAGAUGUCUGGACGGAUCAAAGAAAUGAGACAAGCUUUGCGAAAUAAGCUAGAAGAACUAGGGACACCUGGAACAUGGGAACAUAUCACUAAUCAAAUUGGCAUGUUUUCUUAUACUGGACUUAACCAGCCCCAGGUUCAAUACUUGGUUGAAAAAUUCCACGUGUAUCUUCCCAAGAGUGGACGUAUUAGCAUCUGUGGUCUUAAUACCAACAAUGUGGAAUAUGUAGCUAAAGCUUUCUAUGAGGCAGUAUCUAAUGUACCAUAAAGCAACUGAUGAAUUCCUGCUAUUGUCAUCAAGUGUUAUAACAAUUUAUAGGGAUCAGUUUUGUUUGUGUUUGUUUGGCUUAUAGAAUUUUUUUAUCAGUUACAUUAAUUUUAUAAAACCAUUGAAUAUCAGCAAAAUGUUUAGAAAUAUUAGUAAGUUUCAGUAUAAUAUAUAUUUAGUAUAGAUAAUUAAUUACGGAAUUUUUUAUAUUUUAACAAAUUUUUGAAACUUGGAUUAUCUAAUGCUUUGAAAUUAGCAAAUAUUAAUACAGUAACACACUGAAACUGUCUUGUAGUGAGCACAGAUUUUGAAUUUGAGUAUUAAGGAAAUAAAAUUAUAUUAUGAACCUUGAUCUAGUGAAGUAAUUGCAAGUGUAUAAACAUAUUAAUCAUGUUAAUGGUAAAUUGAUGUGAAGAUAUAAAUGUGGGAAUAAAAUCUGUAAAAUAAAAGUG
Molecule: messenger RNA, 1858 nt
Organism: Limulus polyphemus (Atlantic horseshoe crab)
Lineage: Eukaryota; Metazoa; Arthropoda; Merostomata; Xiphosura; Limulidae
Gene: Got1
Product: aspartate aminotransferase, cytoplasmic-like
Exons: 9
Coding region: 186-1406 (406 amino acids)
Biological process (GO): L-aspartate biosynthetic process
Cellular component (GO): cytosol
Molecular function (GO): pyridoxal phosphate binding; L-aspartate:2-oxoglutarate transaminase activity
Source: RefSeq, a predicted model, not a curated record